Molecule: messenger RNA, 1384 nt
Organism: Poecilia reticulata (guppy)
Lineage: Eukaryota; Metazoa; Chordata; Actinopteri; Cyprinodontiformes; Poeciliidae
Source: RefSeq, a predicted model, not a curated record
GGUUGAAUGGACUCAGGAAGAUAGACAAAAUGUGGACCUGGUUCGUCUCUCAUCUAAGGGACGUAUUCUUUACCUGGACCCCAGAUCUGGGAGAGUGAAAACGUUUCCYCUCCAGGCUUCAGAGAGAAAAUACUCUAUCAUCAUUGAUGAGCUCCAGAACUCUGAUAUAGGUUCUUACUACUGCAAGCAGAGCGAUCAAUGCAUUGAAGUGAAGUUGUCAGGAAGUUGUAAAACUCAAGAAAUCAGAUCUCCACUUGGCUCUUCUGUGGUUUUGCCCUGCAAGUUUUCAUCAGAUGACUCCAGCUGGGUCAAUUGGACUCAGGCUAAGGAAGAUGGACAAAAUGUGGACCUAGUUCGUCUCUCAUCUCAGGGACGCAUUCUUUACCUGGACCCCAGAUCUGGGCGAGUGAAAACCUUUCCCAUCCAAGUUUCAAAGAUGAAUUACUCAAUCACCAUUGAUGAGUUCCAGAACUCUGAUAUGGGUUCUUACUACUGCGAGCAGAACAAUGAAUGCUUUGAAGUGAAGUUGUCUGAAGAAAAAGGUAAAAAAGGUAGGCUGAACUCAGAGACGUAUCUUCUGAUCUUCAUCUGUGCUGGUGCAGUUGCCUUGAUCCUCCUUAGCCUUUUUGGCUACUUCUGCUGUUUAAAAUGCAUUUGCCUUUCCAACAAAAGUAGGCCUGAUGACGUGAUCGUUACAGUCAGUGGAACUGCAGGUCCCAGUGCUCCACCACAGGAAGGCAGAAUAAACGGACUUCCAGCAGGAGUCAAUAAUCUUGACAAUAAUCUUGUUUAUGAAAAUGAUGACCAGUACUUAAACCCAUCCAGAAAUCCAAGUGACCAACCAGGAGCUGCGCAGCACCAGGAUGGGAACCAGCCUGGUCAGAGUGGGAUUGGAAUUUAUCCAAAUCUGGAUGAGUUCAGGUUUCAAAGAGAGGAAAGUCAGAGGACAAAGCAGAGAUUUCAUUUAGAGCUCUUCAGCAGGUUACGACAAGCCAGUAUAAAUCGGCAUUUUUAUGCGAACCAGAGAGAGAUCCGUAAGCAGCAAGCCAUGGCAGCACAAGCAGAGAAUAACAGAGCAGGGAUGGGCAAGAGGAAACCCAAAGACUCAUGUGAAUACAAAAACCCCAUUUACAACAGGAGCACUGACCAACUCAACCGACUGUAGACAAUUCAGGAGUCUGUUUCAUUUUUUAUACUGAUGGAUAUUUACUGAUAAUGCUGUUUUUAAGUCUAUCUGCAAUGUAUUUUCUGUAUCUUGUGUCUUUAAAGCUUUUUUAUAAUAAAACAAAUACAUAAAUCUUAAAUAAAAACUUGUUAAAAACUAUCUUUUUUAUCUCAUGAAAGAAAGGAGAGGUAAAAUAACACCUGGCUUUCAGAUUAAUGG